CCAUCCUUCAGCCUCGCCUGGCGCGAAGUGUACGUUUCACACUGGGGUGCAACAGUUUGCAAAACCACUUCGUCCUGUCGGACACAGCACAUGCUUCAGUCGGGUCUGGGCCCGCAUCGAUUAUUAGAACUCCGACCACCGCGACUUCGACCCGCCACGGGGUCCCCUCGUGGCCCUCCCGAUGUGCCCGAGGACGCGCUGCGGGAGCGGGACCGUCCCAUGGAGCCCGGAUGCCCCGCGGUGCGCACGAUCUGUGACGCCCCUGGUCAGCGAGGGCGGGUCCACGGAUGGGCCAUGGCUGGGAGGGAGCGAGGGAGGCUGGUGCAAGGUGGUCCAUGGUCAGCGAGGGAGGCUGGGUGUAGAGAGAGAGAGAGAGAGAGAGAGACAGCCGGACGAGCAGCCAACGCGUCCCCCCCCCAUGGGUCGCCAGCCGGUCGGCGAGCGGAGGAGCCGCGGGCGGUCUACGCAGCCCCCUUCUUUGGGUGCGGCAGCGGGUGUGCCCGAGCACGGCCGCUCCCACAUCCGGCACCGUGCCUCUGGCAGACCCUGUCGGCGUGUGUGAGGGUUUGGACACCCGAAAUGUGUACCAUAUACACAUUCAGAUCUGUCGCACAACGGCUCUGAAGUGCCGGCGACGGGUGACGAGGCGUCUCAGGUACAGCCCAUGACCUGCUACUCGUGCUGCAUGCUUACAAGCUUGCGUGCACCCUCGCACAUGUCCAAGUUCUGGUCCACAUACAGGUACUGUUUCAUCUUGUCCUGGUGCCACGGCUUAUGCAAGCCGAAGGGCGUCACGUUUGCAUGCCUGAAGCCCUGCUCGAUUGCAAACCUGUCCCUCACAUCAAAACCCGGCGCCCAUGCAACAUCUUGACAAGCUUCCGAGAAGAACACGUCCUCUUGCAUCUUCAAAUCUGGGAUCCCUCGCCUCACGCAUCUCAUCAUUAUUUGCCGAUUCCGCAAAGAUAAACCACCGUUCGACACAUUUUGGUCAUCACCACAGGAAACGGCACCGACGAAGUCGUAGUGUAGGAACUCCGACAAGUGAACCUUAGAGUUGAGGCACAGCAUCGAGUCGCUCUGCAUCGUCAGCACGUGGUCGCACUUCAGCGACUCCCAGAAGGACAUGUUAUCCAACAGGGUGCUGUAUUGGCUGUGCCACCGCGAGUUGUCGGCCAGACCUCGCUCUACCAGAUCACCACCCAGAUCGCUGGUGUCCAAAGGAUCAGCCGCAGCCUCCCGCUGCGCUUGUCCUCGCGCAGGUGCUCGGACAACAAUCCUCCACCAAGCGCGUGACGUACUCCAGAUUGUCCUUACCGUGCAUCAGAGUCAAGACUUGGAUCGCCGGCUCCUUCGUUGCGCACGAGGCUGGCGGUCUCCAGCGCGAGCUGUAUGCUCCUCAGCUUGCGCGGCUCGACGAGGACGGCCUCGACGCAGGAGCUCGCAGGGAGGGCGGGCGCCGGCGCCGAUCCCUGGCGCGAGCCCCACGGUCCUCGCCACCCACGGACGCCAGGCCCACGGCCCCGAAGUCUUGGGCGGUGGGCGCCUCGCUGCGCAUCAUCGCCGCCCGUCGCGCCCCGCCGGCAUGGCGCGCCUCCGGGCCGGGGCGCAGCUCACCUCGUGGGGUCCACGACCACCACCUUGCCUCCAGCAGCAGACC
Messenger RNA from Prorocentrum cordatum, 1657 nucleotides. NCBI's taxonomy places the organism in Eukaryota, Dinophyceae, Prorocentrales, Prorocentraceae. The record is from the annotation of a GenBank genome assembly.